AUGUACCGAUGUGUGUUCGUUUUUGCGUACGCGUUGUCGUUACAGACCCUUCCAUCUUUUAAUAUAACUGAUGCCGAACUCUUAAAAAUCUCAAGGACACUUCGCAACGUCGAUCGCAAUAAAGCACACUCAUAUCAGAUACAGAUCAAUUAUCAGGGACGCACACAACCCAAUAGUAAGCGAGACGAGGCUGAUUAUGAAUUCUUUACGCUUAUGGACAUAAAUCUUCUGCAGAAGCCCAGUUAUAGUCUGCUCGUAGACAUGAUGAACAAUUACAAUCCAAGGACAGGGAUAGCAGAGCCACGAGUUUCACUUCACGAAGAAGCAAGAGAGGUUAAUGCGUUCCUUGAUAUCAUUCUUGGAUCGAAACCUUUUCAGAAGUUGUUUGAAUUUCUCAAGAGAAAAGAGCAUCCAUUCGCAUCGAGUGAACGCGAUUUCCGGAGGUGGAUAGAACGCCUCUGGUUCGAACAGUAUUCGCGAUCAAAAGGGAAGCUGGACACCUCCGGUUUUGAGCAUGUGUUCAUGGGAGAGAUAAAAGGGAAUAAGGUGACUGGGCUCCAUAACUGGAUAAGACUUUACUAUCUCGAGAAGGCGGAAGAUUUCGAUUACCAAGGAUUUAUCCAUAAGCGCGCGGAUGUUAUAGCUUCGAUCAAAUUUUCCUGGCGUAGGAAGUUGAAACGAAUAAAUUCAGUCCUAAUUGGAACAUCGCCAGAAUAUGAGAUGGCGUUAUAUACACUGUGUUUCCUUUCUCGUAGAAAGAAAAACGUGUGUAACGUCGAAAUCGACGGGUGUCCUAUUUCAAUCGCAAGUUACGAAGUUAUUCAGAAUGGCAAGGUACAUAUUGGGAGCACUUUUCCAAAAAUUAGAGGAAAGCAUGACGUCUGUAAGAAAAGCAAUGCUAAACAGCCUGCUAUGGAUGAUGAUGAAUGA
Messenger RNA from Necator americanus (New World hookworm), 930 nucleotides. RefSeq lists its product as uncharacterized. The transcript has 9 exons. Gene Ontology annotation, molecular function: RNA endonuclease activity. NCBI's taxonomy places the organism in Eukaryota, Metazoa, Nematoda, Chromadorea, Rhabditida, Ancylostomatidae. The record is from RefSeq and is a predicted model, not a curated record. Bases 1 to 930 code for a protein of 309 amino acids.